This is a messenger RNA of Medicago truncatula (barrel medic), 2714 nucleotides long. RefSeq lists its product as uncharacterized. Gene Ontology annotation, molecular function: nucleic acid binding; zinc ion binding. The record is from RefSeq and is a predicted model, not a curated record. NCBI's taxonomy places the organism in Eukaryota, Viridiplantae, Streptophyta, Magnoliopsida, Fabales, Fabaceae. The transcript has a single exon. The coding region runs from base 538 to 2316 and encodes 592 amino acids.
UUGAUAUUUUUCUGAUUUAAUAAUUAAUUGUGUUGUUAUUUUCUGUCAUAAUUAAUGUGUUGCUUGUUUAAGUUUAAGUGUCAUAAUUAGAUUGUUGCUUAUUUGGUAAGUAAGAGUCCUAGGUAAUGAUAUCUAUGGUUCUUAGGUAAUGAUGACUAGUGUUUAGAGUAGAUUUAGUGCAGAUUUUAUGUUUAGUCUUACAAGCAAGCUUAUGGCUUGGCUCUAUAUAUUUGUAUUGUAUGCUUAAGUUUAAUGUAUCAAAGUAUCUUAGCUUUUAGUACUUUGUUCACAAAACAUUGUUGUCUUCUUUAACUUUUUGGUUUUUUCUUCUUUCUUCUCCACCAUUUUUAACCUUAAUUUUCUGUCUUGAGCUUAUUGCUUCUGCUGCCUUUGCAAAAGCUAACGGUGGUAUCAAGAGCCCCAUUGAUCUUAACGGGUCUGUGAGGUUAGAAAACUAGUGUAAAACUUUGAGGGUGAGAGAAAACCAGCAAGAAAACCUUCACAAAAACCUUUACAAAAAACUUUUAAACACCAAAAAUGGCUUCCAAUAGUGGUUCUUUACCUCCACCUCCUGUGUUUUCAGGAGAAAACUAUGAUUUGUGGGCUGUAAAAAUGAAGACUUAUUUGAGAGCUCAAAGUUUGUGGGAUGUGGUUGAAAAUGGCAACAACCCACCACCUCUCCCAAACAACCCAACAUUAGCUCAAAUAAGAAAUCAUAGUGAUGAAGUGGCAAAAGAAGGUAGAGCUCUUGCCAUAAUACAUGCAGCUCUACAUGAUGAUAUUUUUAUCAAGAUUUUGAAUCUUGAAAUUGCAAAAGAAGCUUGGAACAAGCUGAUGGAGGAGUACCAAGGAAGUGAAAGAACAAAGAAAAUGAAAGUGCUAAACUUGAGAAGAGAGUUUGAAGCACUAAAAAUGAAAGAAACUGAAACUGUUAGAGAGUUUUCUGACAGAAUUUCUAAAGUUGUUACACAAAUCAGAUUGUUGGGAGAAGAUCUCAGUGAUCAAAGAGUUGUGGAAAAAAUACUGGUGUGUCUUCCAGAGAUGUUUGAAGCAAAAAUUUCAUCUCUUGAAGAAAAUAAGAAUUUUUCUGAAAUCACAGUUGCAGAGCUUGUUAAUGCUUUGCAAGCUUCUGAACAAAGAAGAUCUUUAAGGAUGGAAGAAAAUGUUGAAGGUGCCUUUUUGGCCAACAACAAAGGCAAAAAUCAAAGCUUUAAAAGUUUUGGGAAAAAGAAGUUUCCACCGUGUCCACAUUGCAAAAAGGAUACUCAUUUAGACAAGUUUUGUUGGUAUAGGCCAGGAGUUAAAUGUAGAGCUUGUAACCAACUUGGUCAUGUGGAGAAGGUUUGCAAAAACAAAACAAACCAGCAGGAACAAGAAGCCCGAGUUGUUGAGCACCACCAAGAAGAUGAGGAGCAAUUGUUUAAGGCUUCUUGCUAUUUAGCAUGUAGUAGCAAAGAAACAUGGCUAAUAGAUAGUGGAUGCACCAAUCAUAUGACUAACAAUGUUAGUUUUUUUAAAGAACUUGAUGAAUUUUUUUACUCCAAAGUUGUCAUUGGCAAUGGACAACAUGUUGAGGUCAAAGGCAAAGGAGUUGUAGCUGUUGAAACUCUCUCAGGUAUAAAAUAUAUUUCAGAUGUUUUAUUUGUGCCUGAGAUAAAUCAAAGUCUUUUGAGUGUUGGACAAAUGAUGGAGAAAAACUAUUCUUUGCACUUUAAGAAUAUGAAAUGCACAAUUUUUGAUCCUGAUGGAUCUAAAUUAAUGAUUGUUGAAAUGAGAGGAAAAAGCUUUCCAGUGGAGUGGAAGAAGACAUCCUUGCGUGUUUUUCCAAAUAGAGUUGAUGCAAAUUUUUCAGCUCAGAAAAGAGGAACUUUGGAUGACAACAAUUAUGCUAGAUGCAAUAUUGCUAUGUUAGAGACUGCAAGGUAUACUGAAGCUGCUAAUUUUGAGGGCUGUAAAGUUACCAUGCAGGAGGAGAAAAAGAUCAUAGAAAAGGAUGUUGAUUGUAAUGUUGUUGAUGCCUCUCUUUAUGACUUGUGUUUUUUUCAAAAUGAAAGUGGAUACCUCCUAGAUUAUGCUGAAAGCGAUGAUGUCAAGACUGCAUCUGAUUGUGUUUUUUCAUUUGGUCAUGUUGUGUCUGAUUGGAAUUUGAAGAAGCAAGAAGGGAUCACCCAAUCAUCAACUAAAGCUCAAUGUGUUUCCGCUGCAACAGAUACAGAAAUUUGGCCAGUGAAGUUUUAUCAGAUGAAGGUUGGAAAGAUGAGAUCAAUGUUUGGAGUUUUUUCAAGAAAAAUAUCAAGGAGGAGUGUUGGAGAUUGAUAUUUUUCUGAUUUAAUAAUUAAUUGUGUUGUUAUUUUCUGUCAUAAUUAAUGUGUUGCUUGUUUAAGUUUAAGUGUCAUAAUUAGAUUGUUGCUUAUUUGGUAAGUAAGAGUCCUAGGUAAUGAUAUCUAUGGUUCUUAGGUAAUGAUGACUAGUGUUUAGAGUAGAUUUAGUGCAGAUUUUAUGUUUAGUCUUACAAGCAAGCUUAUGGCUUGGCUCUAUAUAUUUGUAUUGUAUGCUUAAGUUUAAUGUAUCAAAGUAUCUUAGCUUUUAGUACUUUGUUCACAAAACAUUGUUGUCUUCUUUAACUUUUUGGUUUUUUCUUCUUUCUUCUCCACCAUUUUUAACCUUAAUUUUCUGUCUUGAGCUUAUUGCUUCUGCUGCCUUUGCAAAAGCUA